Saprolegnia parasitica CBS 223.65 is the source of this 686-nucleotide messenger RNA. RefSeq lists its product as hypothetical. Gene Ontology annotation, molecular function: proton-transporting ATPase activity, rotational mechanism. Bases 60 to 566 code for a protein of 168 amino acids. Gene Ontology annotation, cellular component: proton-transporting V-type ATPase, V0 domain. NCBI's taxonomy places the organism in Eukaryota, Oomycota, Saprolegniomycetes, Saprolegniales, Saprolegniaceae. The transcript has 2 exons. Gene Ontology annotation, biological process: proton transmembrane transport. The record is from RefSeq and is a predicted model, not a curated record.
CGCGACGCGGUCGGCCGCAGUCACUUUCGAAUUUGCCGCAGUUUUAAGCCGAACGAACGAUGCUUGCCCUCGCCUCUGAACUCUGCCCGACGUCCGCGCCCUUCUUCGGCUUCAUGGGCGUCACCUCCGCCUUGGUCUUUGCCAACUUGGGCGCCGCCUACGGUACGGCCAAGUCGGGCGUCGGUAUCUCGUCGAUGGGCGUCAUGCGCCCCGAGCUCGUCAUGCGCAACAUCAUCCCCGUUGUCAUGGCCGGUGUCCUCGGUAUCUACGGCCUUAUCGUCGCCGUCAUCAUCCAGGGCUCGAUUGAUGUCCCGAACGGCAAGGAAACGGUGUACGGCUCUUACACGGGCUUUGCCCACUUGGCCGCUGGUUUGUGCUGCGGUCUCUCGGGUCUCGCUGCCGGUAUGGCCAUUGGUGUCGUUGGUGACGCUGGUGUCCGCGCCGUCGGCCAGCAGGAGAAGCUCUUCGUCGGUAUGAUUCUCAUCUUGAUUUUCGCCGAAGCUCUGGGUCUGUACGGUCUCAUCGUCGCGCUUAUCUUGGCCACGAAGAAGUCGACCGGCUGCUAAACCAUCACCCUCCAUGCUCAAGACGAAUACGACGAAUUACACUUGGCGCUCGCUGCAGUCUACAACUACUAGCAUGUGCUCUUAACGAAUCGGUGUCUUCGUCGCCUUACAUUUUUCCUA